AUGGACUUUGAUAAUUUCGAGGACGCCAUGACAGAAUUCCAGAAGAAGUUCAAGGACAAGUCCGGCCUUGCAUGGGACGAUCGCGACCAGGAGCCAAAGAAAGGCAAGUAUGCCUGGUUGCAGAUGGACUAUACUGGAGGAGACGACGAGACUGGAGAGGAUGUGAAGAAAGAAGUGGACGACGAGGACUCGAAAGACCAAGUCGAAAGCAAGCUUCCCAGGCAGACUCAACGCUUGAUGGAGCUCAUUUUCAACGAGAACCAUUUUAACAGUGUCUUGGAGAACAUCGGAUACAACCAGGAAAAGCUUCCGCUCGGGAAACUUGGCAAGAGCACUAUUCAGCGUGGUUUCGAGCAGUUGCACGAGCUGUCCAGUCUGAUUCGCCACCCUUCCUUGGCACAAAACAAGUUCGGGACUUCGCAACAGGAAGCGCUCGAAGACUAUACGAAUCGCUACUACAGCACUAUACCUCACGUCUUCGGCCGUAACAGACCACCAAUCAUCGACAACAACGAUAUCCUCACUCGCGAAGUCGCUAUGCUUGACACUCUCACGGACAUGGAGGUGGCCAACAGCAUAAUGAAAUCCGACAGUCGCCACAAAGACGCAGACUCCGUCGCUAAGAUCGAUCAGCGUUUCGGGCAACUGAAGCUCUCGGAGUGCGAACCACUGGAACAGAAGUCCGCAGAGUACCAAUCCCUCAAGAAUUACCUCAUCAACACUGCCGGCAAAACCCAUAAUAUCCGAUAUAGACUGCAAGACAUCUUCCGUAUUCAACGCGAGGGCGAGAGCGAAAGGUUUGAGAAGUCAAAGUACUCGAGUAUCAAGGACAAGAAUCGACGGCUGCUCUGGCACGGCUCUCGUACGACCAACUAUGGUGGUAUCCUCAGCCAGGGCCUCCGAAUCGCUCCACCAGAAGCACCAGUCAAUGGCUACGCCUUCGGCAAAGGCGUCUACCUAGCCGACAUCUCCACCAAAAGCGCCAACUACUGCGUCUCCAGCAGCAGCGGCAACACCGGCCUACUUCUACUCUGCGAAGCCGAGCUCGGAAACCCUAUGUACGAGCUCUUGUCCGGCCAAAGCAGUGCACAAGAGGACUCGGCGAAGGCCGGUUCUAUCGCUACAUAUGGUAUCGGUCGCACGACGCCGCAGGGGUGGGUCGAUGCGGGAGAUGUUAUAAGUGAGGAGUUGAGAGGUACCAUGGUGCCGGAUCCGGAGAAGGAGCCUGGCGAUCAGACGAAUCAUCCGAAUGCUUAUUUGCAGUAUAAUGAGUAUAUCUGCUAUGAUGUGGCGCAGAUAAGGCUGAGAUAUUUGAUCAGGUUUCAGCUGUAA
Messenger RNA from Recurvomyces mirabilis, 1332 nucleotides. RefSeq lists its product as uncharacterized. Gene Ontology annotation, molecular function: NAD+ poly-ADP-ribosyltransferase activity; NAD+-protein mono-ADP-ribosyltransferase activity. The transcript has 2 exons. Gene Ontology annotation, biological process: double-strand break repair; protein poly-ADP-ribosylation. NCBI's taxonomy places the organism in Eukaryota, Fungi, Ascomycota, Dothideomycetes, Mycosphaerellales, Teratosphaeriaceae. Gene Ontology annotation, cellular component: nucleolus. The record is from RefSeq and is a predicted model, not a curated record. The coding region runs from base 1 to 1332 and encodes 443 amino acids.